AUGAAUGUCCUUAGGUCUGAUGUUCCACGUGCUUAUAUCUCCCUGUCAAGGAGUCUUCGAGCCAGCGCUUGCAGAUAUGCCGCUGCCCCAUUGCAUACCGUUGGUACGCGUUCGUAAUUAUGACUACUCCGUUAGUUUGUACUUCCGGAACAACUUAUCCUCUGACUCCUUAUGAGGUGCCUUCCGAGGCUCCUCUCCAGUCCUCUGCUUCUGGAGUUAUCCGCCCGAAGAUCAUGAAUUCGGGAGUGCAACAGAAGGAGGUCCAGCCCUCGUCAGCCGCCGAUGUUCCUCUUAAUCAGGACAUUGCCAUGGUAGGUCACAAAGCGUUCCGUUGCCCCUUUUUCCUUUCUCCACCAAGCCCCUCUUAUCAUAAACAGUGUUUGUCUGACCGUGGCCCCAUGGGUUGUGGAUCAUUCUACUACCCAAGUGAAGAAUCGUCUUGUCCUGAGUUAAACGCUUCCCACUUCUCAGUGAUUUCUUUAGUCUGACUUGCUACAGCUUCCGUCCCAUUCUUUGGUGUGCGGAUGACAUUUCCCUAACUUUCAAUCACACACGCGGCUAAGACAACACAGGCUCGAAAACUAACACUACGCUUGUGAGCAGUCACCCUUGCAAUCCGUGCCAAUACAGUCAGUUUCCCGUUAUCUGACUGGCACGGCAAGCUUCUCCUGAACAUCUAUUUGGCAAAUAAAUGCCGCGCCUGAGUUAGUGUCGUGCUUAGGAAAAUGUGCUUGACCGAUGAAUGCUCGCCUCAGAGAUCUACUCAGGUACGCUCUGAAACCUAAACCGACCAUUUCACACCGAUGAGCAGAGCGAAGAGGCAAGCGCAUUUCGGCCUCCUCUGCAUACUCGACUUGGAUCGCAUACCAAGUAAUUAAGCAGGUAGGCGAAGGAAUAUCAUAAUUUCUCCUAUGUAUGAGUCGCCAGGACCUGACUUAUACACCAGAAUAUUUUAUACAUCGGCCAGUAAGUAGAAAGUGUUAAAUGCGCUCGGAAGCUGACGUCAGAACGCGCUUUUUAUUGGCAGAAGAAAGUCCUUAAAACGGGUCAGGGCGUUCCCCGAAAGAGUAAUUUAUAGGCGCGGUGUGUGAACAUUAAUAGCCUAAAAUGUUAUACCACCUCUGUUUUCGCACACAAGAUGUCUUUUGUGGCUCACAUGGGACAAGGUGCUAUGUGCAGCACCGUUAAGAGACUUCCAGAAAGUAUCUUACAGUUGCAAUUACAGAUGCCUUUGUUCACAACUUUUUCUACUUCAAUUUGGGUACCAAUGCAUCGCAUUUUUUCCACAUAUUUGUUUAGGAAGUACUUCCCGGCGUCACUCCUCUUAUUCCGGCUGUUGAUUCCGACAACUUGGACUGCCAAGUUAUUGCCUGCUCCCCGGAACUAAUGUCGGAGUUCGCCCCACUCUUUCCUGGCAAGAAGCUCAGUAACCUUACUGCUGUUACAUUUGCCCACCGAACUAAUUGCAACAUCUUCGACUGGAAUGAAGAAAUGGCUGCAGAACGGGAACAGUUGGCUGAACACGUACUCUCGAAUUUUUAUUCUUAAUGCUCUUUAGUUCUCCGAGGCUGCCAGUGAGAUGUGCACCUACCUGAACAACCAAGGGUACUGGGCUGAUUAUAUCGACCCAUACACUGGCCAACCGGUAAGGCGUGCUAUUUAUAUACUGUCGACAAGCAUAUUACAUAUCUAACUGUCAUUUUUAUUUUUACUGGGUUCACUGGAUUCGAAUCAUGCGCCUAAGAGCAGGGAUACACGAUGAGCCCAGUAUACUAAAAGCGAGCUUAAAGUGAUCAUCUUGUAAAAAAUAUGCUCAAUAGCCAACCUGCCAAAAACUGGAAGAUUGCAGAGGCAAACUGAGUCUCCCAAAAGUAUUCUCCGAAAACCCUGAUAUGAAGACAGAAAUGAAGCAAAUACGUGGACGCAAUUCUUAAAGCUUGCUUCUUGGUGGAGGCAUCUUAGGGAGUGUUUUACGAUUCCCAGAGGUAGCCAUAGAAGGAGGGGUGUUGAGUUUGUUGUUUAAUAAGCCUGUUUACUGGGCUAGGCCACGCUUUAGAUUUACCAAGUAAGUGGGUGGAACAAAUGUUUAGGAUUACCUUUUUUUCCAAAGAAAUGCGGUAAGCCCGUCACCAUAUCGUCCAACUAGAUCAAUCUUCGUGUGCCAUGUUUACACGGCCACUCUUCUUUCCUCAUUUUCCCAAUUUUGAAUUCUCUGAACAUGAGGGAAGUACACGGUGACCCGUGUUCUGGAUAUGAUGCAUUCAAUGGGACGCAAAUAUCCCUCGUUACCGCGGUCGAUUGAGGAUGGACGACCUACCUCCAUCCGUUUACGUUAAUUUUGUUCGCUCUAGUGAACACCAACUGCUGGGUAGGCGUCAGCUAAACAUUCAAAGCAGUCACUGUCAUAUAGAUUUGCGUUCAUGCUUCGCCUCUAGUUUAUAUUUAUAGUAAAUAGGCUAUCCGAGAGUGCAGUCCAAGGCGACUUGAGUACUCCAGAUAGAAAAGUCUACCGAUCUUGAUAAUGUACCACGGCAGCCGACUGUAUUUGGACCCACAAACUGAUUCUCGCGGAACCUGCCGUAAUGUACUUCUUUAUCUAGUAGAGGUUAUUUUUGCCGCCUAAUAAAGAAUGCCUUUCUAUUUCUGACAUUUUUGGAUUUUAUCUACAGGCUCUGAGUGGAACGACUUCCGAUGCGCUUAUGGAGACGGACGCUCGUUUCAAACGUCUCGGCUUCCUGAUUGAUGAUGUCGCCUGCUGUAAGAUUCUUCGUCAUCAGCGUUGGGGCCACCAAGUCUCUGUUGGUGUUGUCUUCACAAACGCACCGCCGAGCCUUCCCAUGUUGGCUAAUCUUCAGACCUCGUCCCUAUUAACCCACUAAAGUGGCUGUGCUAUCUCCCAUGAGGAUAUUUUAUGCUAAUUUUGACUCUUAUUAAGGUGGAGACCAAUGCAUAUCUCAAAAUACACUAUUUUGUCCUGAUAAGCCUUUCUUCACCUUGUUACACAGUGUCUACGCUUUGUACAGCCCUCUUCGAUGUUUCAGCGUUUGAGGGCACUGCGUGGUGA
Spirometra erinaceieuropaei is the source of this 3064-nucleotide messenger RNA. The record is from the annotation of a GenBank genome assembly. Lineage: Eukaryota; Metazoa; Platyhelminthes; Cestoda; Diphyllobothriidea; Diphyllobothriidae.